Paramecium sonneborni is the source of this 226-nucleotide messenger RNA. The record is from the annotation of a GenBank genome assembly. NCBI's taxonomy places the organism in Eukaryota, Ciliophora, Oligohymenophorea, Peniculida, Parameciidae.
AUGGCUUACAAUUUGAAAAAUGUGAUAUCUUUAGCAUAUUUUGAUUAUAGAUAUAUAUUGAAAUGUGGUUCUACAGAAUUAUUCAUGUAAUUUAAAGAUUUGGUUAAUAAAGCUAAACCUUAAGGUAUGACAGGAUUAUAUGUGGCUCUCAAAAAUGCUAUUGAUUCCCUUUUGUAAUUCAAAAAGAAAUAUCCAAAUUUUUUAUUGAGAAUCAUUGCACUGUGAU